UGGUAACUUCGGCCAAACCAGUUCAAAUUUGUAUCAUAAACUGUAUUAUUCUGGUUUCAAAACAAAAGAACCCAUUUUUGGAUUGCCCAUACUCCGAUAUCUACUUCUCUAUCUUUAUACUCUAUUGGGUUCUGCUAGUUUUCUUCUAUACAUUUGUUCACAAAAAGAAGUGGAGCAGUUGAUGAGUUUUUGUGUACCCAGAACUCGUUCUCAACUAUUAAGGCGUAGUUUUCACUUGGGCAAGCAGUUCUCGAACCCAACUGGUGCUGCUGAGGACAUUGUUUUCAGAGCAAUUUGUGUUAAUGUCAAACAGAAGAAAUGGAAGUUCUUGGAGCAAAUCACUCCCAGUCUCACCGAUUCCUUGGUGAGUCGUGUUCUUCGCGAGUUUCACAAGUCGCCCAAGUUGGCUUUAGAAUUUUACAAUCGGAUUGGAGAGAGCAAAAAAAUUUCACUCUCUUUAGAAUCUUCUUGUACUUUGAUUCACGUUUUUGUCAAUUCAAGGAGAUACGACCAUGCUCUGAGUCUAAUGGGAAGUCUAAUGAGUUCAAAUGUGGUUUCUCCAUUGAAGAUUUUAGAAGGUUUGGUUAAGAGCUAUGAUGCAUGUGGUUCAUGUCCAGCUGUGUUUGAUGCAUUGGUUAGGGCUUGCACUCAGUUUGGAGCGACCGAAGGUGCUUAUGAAGUUAUGGAGAAGCUUAGGAUGGAUAGUUUUUGGGUAACAAUUCAUGCUUGGAAUAACUUUCUUAGCCAUCUUUUGAAGUUGAAUGAGACAUGUAGGUUUUGGAGUAUGUACAGGGAAAUGGUUUCAUUUGGGUAUGUUGAAAAUGUAUAUAGUUUUAAUUUGGUUGUUUAUGCUCUUUGUAAAGAAUGUAAAUUGCUUGAAGCAGUCUCAGUUUUUUAUAGGAUGUUGAAGAGUGGUGUUUGGCCUAAUAUUGUCACUUUUAACAUGAUUAUGGAUGGAGCCUGUAGGAUGGGUGAUUUGGAAUUUGCUUUGAAGCUUUUCAAGAAGAUGGAAGUCAUGUCAGGUGAGUGUGUAAAGCCCAAUUCAGUCUCUUACAAUUGCAUUAUUAACGGGUUCUGCAAAAUUGGUGCUGUUUUUUUUGCUGAAAAACUUCGAAAUGAAAUGAUUAAGGCUGGUAUAGAGUGUAAUGUUAGGACUUAUGCAACCCUAGUAGAUGGGUUUGCGAGAGUUGGGAAUUUGGAAGAUGCACUUAGAUUGUCUGAUGAAAUGACUGAAAGAGGUCUGACCCCUAAUGCUGUUGUUUACAAUACAGUCAUUCAUUGGCUUUAUGCAGAAGGUGAUAUGGAAGGAGCUUCCUUGCUUUUCUCUGACAUGGUUGAAAAACAUAUAUGUCCUGAUCAGUUCACCUAUUCGAUCCUCAUAAAUGGGCUAUGCAGAAAGGGGAAUGUGAAUGAAGCUCUCAAGCUUCAUAAACUAGUACGCGAUAAGAAAAUUAUAGAAGAUAUAUUUUCUUACAAUAUCCUUAUCAAUCAUAUGUGCAAAACUAAGAAUUUGGCAGCAGCCAAGCAGUUGUUGGGCAGUAUGUUUGUUCGCGGUCUACCUCCAGACCUUGUCACUUAUGGCACCUUUAUUGAUGGUUACUGCAAAGAAGGGAUCAUUGAAAGUGCAGUUCAAGUUUAUGAAAAGAUGAUUAAGGCUGACAAGAAACCCAAUUUGGUGAUGUACAACUCUGUUAUGAAUGGUUUAUGCAAGGAAGCAUCAGUUGAUGUAGCAGAAAUUUUAUUUGAUGAGUUAAUGAGUAUUGGGACUUUUGAUGCCACUACUUUUAACACGUUGAUAAAUGGAUUUUGUAUUACGGGAAACUUUAAGGCAGCGUUGGAUUUGGUUUCAGAAAUGAGAAAGGUGGGAGUCUCUUCCAAUGAAGUGACAUUCAAUACAUUAGUCAACUUUUUGUGCAAGUUGGGGUGCUUCCAACAUGCAAAGGAGCUUAUGAAGGUGAUGAUAGUUCAUGGUGUAGUUCCUGAUUUUAUAACAUAUACCACUCUGAUUACCAGUUUCAUUAAGAAUUGUAGUCCAGAAGAGGUUAUUGAACUGCAUGACUAUAUGUUGAUUAAUGGAGUAAUUCCUGAUAGGCGGACGUACAAGGCUGUUGUCCGUCCGCUUUUCCAAGAAGAAAAUGCCAAGAAUAGCCGAGCAGAAUGAGUUUUUACAGAGUUUAACCAGCAUUUGUUCCCACAACGUAGGCCUCAAGACAAAGGAGAAAUAUUUUCUUGUUAUGUCUUUGUUCUGGCGCAUGCAUGUUUUUUUUUCUUCUUCUGUACACAGGAAUUUUACUUCUUUUUUAAGGCAAGGCUGCUGGUGUAUGCAGAGAAAUUGUGCAGAACUAGGAAUGUGUUUUUUCUUAUACAGUCAAUCAUUCUUCAAUUAACUACAGAUUUUCAAAAUUUUAUAGAUUAGUUCCUCAUUUAUUUCACAUAAGGUGGUCUUCGAGGACUGUGUCUUUAGUUAAGUAAUUUUUGCAUGGGAGUAGGCAGGGAAGGAGUAGUGGUUUCUUGUUGAUUUUUUAAAUUUAAUUUUUUUUGGUUAUAUUAAACUUUUGUCAUUGUAAAAAUUAUUGUUUAAUACAUUUUUGUUUUUUUGUUUCCCCCCUACUAUAAAAUUAAAUAUUAUACUUUUAUUUGUCCCAUUACAAAAAUAGAGCCACAAAUUCCUUUGUUUGAGAUUUGGCUGAAAUUCUUUAAAUUUACUGUUCUUCUUUCUCUUCUCGUGAAUCCUAUCUUCAAAUUAAUCAGAUUCUGGAUUCAAAAAGCUAAAAGUUGAUAUUUUGCUCAAAUAGAGACCCCAUGACCAAUAAUAUGUGGCGCACCAAGAUUGUAUUAUUUAUUAAGAUAGUAAGGCAUCAUACUAGUUAGCGUGAUUGUGUGAGUAUAUAUUCUUUUUGAGUUUUCGAUAUUAGUUUAGUGGAAUGUAAAGUCUAUUAAAAAAAAUGAAAUUUAGAGUCUCCUUUCGCUUGUGAUAUUACUCUUUAAAAUGAAUGUUUAGAUACCUUACUAGGAGUAAAUUCUUGGCAGUCAUGGUGCAUUAUUAACAUAUCUUAUAGCAUAAAAGAAAAUCUAAAGUCGUAUAGCCGCAUAUACCCAAUGAGAUUCACUUAAAGGUAGAGUCAGUCAAGUCUGGUGGUAACUGACUGAGCCAACUCGGAUCAUGCCAUGGAAGUUAGGACCCACUCUCAAAUUCCUGACCAAACAAUAAUAUUACCAACGGUCUAAAUCCUUAUCUCCGAACCUCAUCCUUUCCCUCGCUCUUCUUCCUCCACUCAUUUUUCCCACUCUAUUCCUCCAUAUCAGAACUAACACAUGAUGAAGAUAAGAUUUCAUAUAGGCAAAUACCAUCUAAAAUACCCCAAAACCCACUUAACAGACCCUCUUCUCUGCUCAUCCACACCACCUCUUCCACCAUAUCCAACCCCCUCGCAGAGCUUCGUGAAGAAAAGCAAUCAUGUCUUGCUCAAAUCUAACAAUGUGGGUCUCAUCAAAACCUUCCCUUUCCGACGCUUCAUCCCUAUCCUCCCGCUCGUUUCU
Humulus lupulus (European hop) is the source of this 3540-nucleotide messenger RNA. Its product is annotated as pentatricopeptide repeat-containing protein At1g11710, mitochondrial. The record is from RefSeq and is a predicted model, not a curated record. The coding region runs from base 182 to 2161 and encodes 659 amino acids. Gene Ontology annotation, molecular function: protein binding. Lineage: Eukaryota; Viridiplantae; Streptophyta; Magnoliopsida; Rosales; Cannabaceae. The transcript has a single exon.